This is a messenger RNA of Fraxinus pennsylvanica, 915 nucleotides long. The record is from the annotation of a GenBank genome assembly. NCBI's taxonomy places the organism in Eukaryota, Viridiplantae, Streptophyta, Magnoliopsida, Lamiales, Oleaceae.
AUGCCUCAAAGACACUCGAAAAACAACAACGAUUUAGCAUUCUUCACGUAUGAUGAGAAGAAGAAACUCGGCUAUGGUACACAGAAAGAAAGACUCGGCAAGGACUCGAUCAAACCAUUCGAUGCUUGCAGUCUGUGCUUGAAGCCAUUUAUUGAUCCCUUAUCUUGCCAGAAAGGUCACGUCUUUUGCAAAGAAUGCAUUCUCGAAUGCCUUUUGACCCAAAAGAAAGAUAUUCAAAGAAAGCUAGCAGCCCAUGCUGCUCAGCAUAAACAGGAAAAGGAAGAGGAAGAAGAAAAGUUGAUGUUGCAGAAAGCCCGAGAUCUUGAUGCAUUUGAUCAACAGAACCAUGGGGCAGUGCCACAGUACAAUGAUAAGAACUUCAACAGGGACAAGAAUGGUUUCCAUGGGGCUAACAGUGUGAAGGCCACAUCAUAUGAAGAGGAAGCACUUCGUACAAUGAAAGCAUUUUGGUUGCCAUCUGCAACUCCAGAAGCUCCUGCAAAAGUAGAAGCCCCAUCAACGGACACAAUCUGUCCAGAAGGAAAAGAAAAACUCAGGAUGAAGACACUUUUCCCUAUCUACCUCACAGAAGAUACCAGCGAACAAAAGAAAGUGUGUUCUCUUGAUAAGAGCUACAUCUGUCCUAGCUGCAAGGUCACACUUACAAAUACACUCUCACUUAUGGCCUUGAGUUCUUGUGGUCAUGUUUUCUGCAAGAAAUGCGCAGAGAAAUUCAUGGCUGUUGAUAAGGUUUGCCUAGUCUGCAACAAACCAUGCAAAGAAAGGAAUCUGGUCAAGUUGGAAAAAGGAGGAACUGGUUUUGCCGGUCAUGGAGAUCAUCUUGAAGCAACCGACUUUAAGCAUUUAGGAAGUGGUUCAGGGCUGGGGCUUGUAAGACCUGCAACGAAGACUUGA